This is a messenger RNA of Necator americanus (New World hookworm), 471 nucleotides long. RefSeq lists its product as uncharacterized. The record is from RefSeq and is a predicted model, not a curated record. Lineage: Eukaryota; Metazoa; Nematoda; Chromadorea; Rhabditida; Ancylostomatidae. Bases 1 to 471 code for a protein of 156 amino acids. The transcript has a single exon.
AUGCAAAGGAUUAGCACGCAACAUGUUUUACCUUGGGGACUGCGACUCAUCCCGUCCAAGCUCGACUACCUAGUGGCAGGAAAGUCUCGAAAAGACGCGAACGCUAGUACCGACAUCACGGAAGUGACAAUUUGCACAUUCAAUGCCUCUCCGCAUGACGAACCUCUACAAUCUUGGGAGGACUUUUGCACAUUUGAAUCAUCCGGAGUAGAAGAGUUCAUUGGACCACAAUCAAAGGAAAAACAAUUGACAGACGCAGCAGUCUGGAAAACCUUCAAGGAAACUAUAGAACGCAAACAAGAUGGCUAUUAUAUGCGAUCCCCUUGGAGAAGAGAGGUGGCGCCAGACAAUAAGGGAUUGGCUGUGCGCCGUCUCCAGACACUUAUAAUACGCAUGAGUGCCAGCCCUAACAUAGUCAAACAAUACCACGACACCAUCGAAACUCAGCUGAACCAAGGAAUCAUCGAAUGA